Molecule: messenger RNA, 1229 nt
Organism: Coregonus clupeaformis (lake whitefish)
Lineage: Eukaryota; Metazoa; Chordata; Actinopteri; Salmoniformes; Salmonidae
Gene: gpsm1a
Product: G protein signaling modulator 1a
Exons: 3
Coding region: 327-803 (158 amino acids)
Molecular function (GO): protein binding; GTPase regulator activity
Source: RefSeq, a predicted model, not a curated record
AUCAAGGGCCCAGAGAACAGGAACACACAUGUUAUAAUUAUGGACCCACACCAUUUGCAAAGAUAUCGAAUUACUGUAGUGAUCUUUCCAUCGCUUGAACUGUACUUUCUGUCUGUGUUCAGCUUAGAAACGCAAAGGGCACCGUGGAUGGGUAGUAAUAGGAAAACGACAGCACAAAGAGGCCAAUCUGCAGCCAGUGGAGUACGGACCUUUAAUCCUGGCAUUCUCUGGCGUCCACAGAUAAGGGCUCAACAAGGCACGUAGGUUCGAACCCUUCUGAUGAGGACAGGCCUUUGGACGUCUCCAGUCAGUUCCAGAGUAGUGGCAUGGCUGACCAGCACUGCCCGUUCCCCCUUCCCCUAUCAGUGGACAGAGGGGCCACCACCACCUCAGCACCUGACUCCACCCUCACCUCAGCCCAGACAGAGGAGUUCUUUGACCUGAUCGCCAGCUCUCAGAGUCACAGGUUGAAUGACCAGAGGGCCAGUGUCAGCAACUUCCCAGGGCUGAGGAUAACCCACAACAACCUGGGACACCAGUGUGCCGCUUGCACCCCCCAGGAGCCCACCGACGACUUCUUCAACAUGCUCAUCAAGUACCAGUCUUCCAGGAUCAACAAUCAGAGGUGUUCUCUCCCGGGCCAUGGUUGUGGAGCUCUGUCUGAGGAAGACAAGGACUUUUUCAGCCUAAUCCAGAGAGUCCAGGCCAAGCGCAUGGACGAGCAGCGCGCCCUCCUUCAGACAGGCGGACAGGAAGUGACAGAUAUGAACCCAGUGUCCAAACCUCCUGCUGGAUCUAUCUAGAGCUCAACACACUGGUUGCGUUCCUAGCUGACUACAUUGCAGAUGACUGCCAGAUUUCACAAAGCCUUGAUAGGUGUUUAACAUAUCAGUUCCCCACAUCAUAUGAUAUGGCAAUAUGAUGCCCUACUGCACAGUCAAUGACGUGUACACAACCAUUGGUUGAUGCAAUGCAACAACUGCAAUGUAGUCAGCCUGGAACGUGACCACUCCUAUCUGACCUCAAGCCCCUCCUAAGCCAUUAUUUGAGAGGUGGAACAUUUUGGGGUGGACAAAUGGGGGGUGAAGGAACUUGGGAAAGGGACAUUCAGAUUUUCGGGAAACCUGUGCAGAGGUGAUAAUGUGUGUGUGUGUGUGUGGGAGUUAUCCAUUCUACAAUGAAACUAUACUGCCUGAUGUAAUAAAAAAAGGAUCUUAUAAAAAAUUCAA